Molecule: messenger RNA, 1227 nt
Organism: Astrephomene gubernaculifera
Lineage: Eukaryota; Viridiplantae; Chlorophyta; Chlorophyceae; Chlamydomonadales; Astrephomenaceae
Source: the annotation of a GenBank genome assembly
UGAAUUCCUAGCACCGUGAGUAAGUUGCAUAUUGACGAUUUUAUUUUCAUUGGAUGUUGCGACGGGCAGCCCAUACCGUAACAAGAACAAUGGAGAAGGUCACGUUUGGUAACGGGCUGCCCGGCUACGAGAUUGGGGAGAAGACGGCACCAGGACUUAUUGUCAUUCAGGAGUGGUGGGGCGUGAACGACAUCAUUAAGAACCAUGCUGAGACCCUCAGCAAGGACGGCUUCCGCUGCCUCAUCCCCGACCUGUACAAGGGCAAGAUCGGAGUGGACGCGGAGGAGGCCUCCCACCUGAUGAACAACCUGGACUUCAAGAACGCCAUCGAGGAGAUCAAGCAGGCGGUCGACUACCUCCGCUCCAGCGGCUCAAACAAGGUUGGCGCUGUGGGCUUCUGCAUGGGCGGCGCGCUCACCUUCUGCACGGCGCAGCACGCCGGCGUGGAUGCGGCUGCGCCCUUCUACGGCCUCCCGCCCGCAGCCAUCUGCCAGGUGGAGGCGAUCAAGGUGCCGGUGGAGGCGCACUUUGGCUUGCUGGACAAGAUUGAGGGCUUCUCCGACCCCAAGACCGCCAAGGAGGCUGAGGAGAAGAUGAAGGCCGCCGGUGUGCCCGCCGCCUUCCACUACUACGAGUCGGCCGGUCACUCGUUCUUCAAUGCCAAUGCGCCGGGCGGUCCCGAGGCCCUGACGAAGUACGGCUACCCGAUCCCAACCCAGGAGGAGGUCAACCUCUCCCACAGCAGGGUGGUGUCGUUCUUCAAGAAGCACCUGGCUUGAGGAACUGGGCGUCACAUGUAUACCUGCCAAUGGAGUCGGCGCGUAGCGGUGUAGGGUUUGGGCGUGCUGAAGUGCGAUCGUGCGGGAAUGCUGCGUUAUGUAUGCUGCUGCUAUUGUAUUAACUUGAGCGCGCGGUAUGCAGUCGUCCACGAAGGAAAGCAGGUUGUGAGGGAAAUUGGUGCUAACCCAACCCUUGGGUGCAGGACUCCUGGUGAACUUGCGUGGCGUGAAGGCGUGCGCGCUCUGUUAGGGUGAGCUCCCCGUCCACCCCUUGCUUGGGUGCUGAGGUGAUGUUGGCUGUCCCUGUUGGAACUGUGGUCCAGGCUAUUUCGCAACGCAUGCGAUGACUCCUUAAUUGCGCACGGAAAGACCUACAGCUCCUUAUAAAUAUUUGGAGGUUACUGAACACAUGGAUUUCAUGCAAAAUAAGUUGUAUGCAGAGGGCUAC